This is a messenger RNA of Seminavis robusta, 1665 nucleotides long. The record is from the annotation of a GenBank genome assembly. NCBI's taxonomy places the organism in Eukaryota, Bacillariophyta, Bacillariophyceae, Naviculales, Naviculaceae.
ACUGUAUCCUUUGCACAUUGGUCACCAGCGCUGAACUGAGCUAGCUGGAAGAAAGAUGGUCAAAUUUAUCCGACUUGCAUUCAAAGCCGCCAUAAGCCGCCAUAUCCUCAGUAUCUGCAUGUCCUUGAGCAAGAGCGACGCAGAAGAAGCAGCGAAUGUUUUGCACAAGGCAACUCUUGAGAUCUCGGCGUAUCACUUCACCCAGUCUUCACCCAGUCCCCAAGUGGCCAGUAUCCGUUCCGAACUCAAACUAGCCACGAGAAUGAUCUUGUCAAGCAAUAUCCUUGCUUUCCUACUGGCCUCCUUCUUGCUUGUUUCAGUACAGGGGCUGAACGAUGUGGACGUGUCGCAGCUGCACAUCACAGAGGGCACUACCUCAACCAUUACGCCGGAAAGUGGCGAGAGUCUGUGCCAGUCCGAGUUUCCAAUGGCACACCUUGCAGAUCUCAAUUUUCUGAGCUCACACAUGGAUGAGAGCAUUUUUACCAUGUUUGAAGAGCAGAAUGGAGUGCCUGCUACAUCUGACGGCCUCCUCGACGACAGCAAGCUAUUGGUUCAGUCUUCGGACGGUGCUGAUGGCGAUUGGGUCGCCACCCGCUUUGUAGAUGCCAAUGAUGCAGUUACUGAAGACAAUUCCGAGUUUGGUGGACUUGUGCAAAAUCCAGUGGUGCAGUUGCCUUCUCCAGGUGAAAUCCGAGCGCUUUGCUUGGAGGAUACCGACACAAAGUCUACAAGUGGAAUCAAGGCAAAUGCUGCCGCGUUCGGGGAUCCGCAUAUCAAAACUUGGGAUGGUGACCAAUACGACUUCCACGGCGAAUGCGAUUUGGUACUUCUGCAAGCGCCUCAUUUUGACGACUUUCUUGGGCUGCACCUACAUAUCCGGACAAAAAUCCAGACAUGGUGGUCGUAUAUAGAAUCAGCUGUCCUGCAAAUCGGCAGGGACACACUCGAAGUAACGGGGAGUACCACCAAGAACCAUGAACACUGGAUCAAUGGUAAACAGGGCGGCGACCUGAAGAAUGGAAUUCUUCCAGAGACCUUGUCAGGAAGUCGAAUCCACUAUCGGGCCGUCAAUGCCCACCAGUGCAUCUUCCGCGUUGAUCUUGGGCAGGCGGACUCUAUCAGCAUUGAAGUAUACAAAAAGUUCGUUCGAGUCAGUGUUACUACGGGAAAGAAUCCCGACCGCUUCGCGGGGAGUCUCGGCUUGAUGGGGGCUUUCCCAAGUGGUGAAAGGAUUGGGCGAAAAAAAUCAACCACUGUGGCAGACGUAAACGCAUUUGCCCAGGAAUGGCAGACUCGAGGAGAUGAAGCCCGCCUUUUCCAUGCUCCCGGAAGUGUUCAGUACCCUGCGAAGUGCAUCAUGCCCAAGCAGACGAUGCGGACAAGCCGACGUCUUGGUGAAGCUUUGAUUAGUAGGGAGGAAGCAGCGAAAGCAUGUGCAAAUGUCUCGACGUUUGACAAGGAUGCUUGCAUUUUCGAUGUUAUGGCCACUAAUGACAAAGGGAUGGCUGCGACAUACUGAAUUUGACGGUGACCCACCGUGACAAACCUCGCCACUCGCCACCAGCUGGGCAUGUUCUGCACCGGCUUGACCUCCGCCUUGGCUGAUACAUGUAAGAAAGACAAACUCAUAAGUAAUAUAUCAGCAACGCUUCUCCUUUCGUG